Molecule: messenger RNA, 2536 nt
Organism: Cebus imitator (Panamanian white-faced capuchin)
Lineage: Eukaryota; Metazoa; Chordata; Mammalia; Primates; Cebidae
Gene: CIPC
Product: CLOCK interacting pacemaker
Exons: 4
Coding region: 320-1519 (399 amino acids)
Biological process (GO): negative regulation of DNA-templated transcription; negative regulation of circadian rhythm
Cellular component (GO): nucleus
Source: RefSeq, a predicted model, not a curated record
CUUCCGGCGGGGGCGGGGAAAGGGCGCGUCUCCAAGGUCCCUUCUAGGAGAACAGUGUGCGGUCUCUAUGGUGCCGGGUCCUCCGAGCCGGGUCACGUGGCUGGCGAAAGCUGUCGCGGAGGCGGGGGGAGGAGAAAUGGGCGGGAGGUUGGGGGGGUUAGCGAGGCACCCAGCGACGACUAGGUUGUCAUGGAGCCGCGGGGCAGUGCUCACGCAUGCGCCACCUGACCCACGGGACCGGUCGUGGAGCGGCGACCCUGGCCCUAGGGCAGUCCAGAUGCAAAGAGUACCAAUGAAUCUGCCUCCAGCUGAAUAAACCAUGGAGAGGAAAAACCCAUCCAGAGAGAGCCCCAGAAGACUCUCCGCCAAAGUAGGCAAAAGCACAGAGAUGAAAAAAGUGGCUCGUCAGCUCGGGAUGGCUGCUGCUGAGUCAGACAAGGACUCUGGCUUUUCAGAUGGGAGCUCAGAAUGUCUGAGUUCCGCAGAGCAGAUGGAGUCCGAGGACAUGCUGAGCGCCUUAGGCUGGAGCAGAGAAGACAGGCCGAGGCAGAACUCCAAAACUGCAAAGAAUGCCUUCCCAACGCUGUCUCCCAUGGUCGUCAUGAAGAAUGUGCUGGUCAAACAGGGCAGCAGCUCAUCCCAGCUCCAGUCGUGGACUGUCCAGCCCUCCUUUGAAGUGAUCUCAACACAGCCACAGCUCUUAUUCCUUCAUCCACCUGUGCCAUCUCCCGUCAGUCCAUGUCACACUGGCGAGAAAAAGUCCGACUCCAGGAACUACUUGCCCAUUCUAAAUUCUUACACCAAAAUAGCCCCACAUCCAGGCAAAAGGGGCCUUUCCCUUGGCCCAGAAGAAAAAGGAGCAAGUGGGGUGCAAAAGAAAAUCUGUACCGAGAGACUUGGGCCUAGCUUGUCUUCCAGUGAGCCAGCCAAGGCUGGUGCCGUUCCGCCCAGUCCCUCCACACCAGCACCGCCCAGCGCCAAACUUGCCGAGGACUCGACUCUGCAGGGUGUGCCCUCCCUGGUGGCAGGUGGAAGUCCACAGACUCUUCAGCCGGUAUCCAGCAGUCACGUGGCUAAAGCUCCCAGUCUGACCUUUGCUUCCCCCGCCAGUCCUGUCUGCGCAUCCGACAGCACUCCGCACGGGUUAGAGAGCAACUCUCCCCUUUCACCACUGUCUGCUAAUUAUAGCUCACCUUUAUGGGCUGCAGAGCACCUCUGCCGCAGCCCAGAUAUCUUUUCAGAGCAACGGCAGAGCAAACAUAGGCGCUUUCAGAAUACCCUAGUAGUCCUACACAAAUCAGGUUUGCUGGAGAUCACUUUGAAAACGAAGGAGUUGAUUCGUCAGAACCAGGCAACUCAGGUAGAACUAGACCAGCUGAAGGAGCAAACCCAGCUGUUUAUAGAGGCCAUCAAAAGCAGGGCCCCUCAGGCUUGGGCCAAGCUGCAGGCAUCUUUAACACCUGGGUCCAGUAAUGCAGGCAGUGACCUAGAAGCAUUCUCUGAUCACCCAGACAUAUAGCACAGAGGCACAUUUUCCUGUUACUUGAGUGGUUCUUUUAGCUCGUUUGCUGUUACCUACUCCUGUUUCCCAAAGCUUAUGUAAGAGCUUUUCCUUCUAAACUUAAACUGUGUCGUGGUUCACUUAGGAAGCCACAUGCGAAUACCUGGCUGCUGUCUUAACUUGUGGUCUGGGCACAGGAUACAUAUGUCCCUGUUCCACUGAGGACCUCAGUUUCGGAGUGCCCUUGAGCCCCUUUUCCUUAGCCUGAAGGUGCUUCGAUGGAUCAUGGGGCAGAGCAGGAGAUGAUUGUGUGGGGUUCUUCCUGCUGUCACCUCCCACUAUCCCACUUACUAACCAGGAUCAAGGGUGCAGUAACACAAAUGAGGAUACAGACAACACCUGUUGAGUCAGGGAGUAGGUGACACAAGGAAACCUUCAUGGAUCUUCCCUUGCCUGUCUUAGUCACAGAGAGAAAUAGGCAGUGUGUUUGCAUUCCACAAGGCAUCGUGCCAGUUGGGUGAGACCUAAAAUGCCCUGGGCACAGGUUACACCCUGUUGCAAGCACUUAAUCACUCAACGCUUUGUUUUCUUAAACUUGAAAGUCAAGGGAAAGGGUAGUACCAUCUGACAUCUACACUUUCAUUACAAGUCAGAUUUCUCUUAAACUAGCAGGCAAAAAAAAAAAAAUACUUCCAAAUUUUAAGGUAUGGAAUGGAUGCAGUACCAUCUGGAAUUAUAGUCAGUGAAUUGCUUUUUUGACUUAGAAACUGAAGGAAAUAGACAUGGCCCACAUAUCUCAUGGUCAGGAGCUAGACAAUUCUGGUAACUUAGGCUUUCUUUCUCUCUUCUUUUGAAACAGUGUUACCUGUUUUAUGUCUAAAAAUCUUAAGGAUAGUUUCAGUCGUUCCUGGGGAUGUUGUAUAAGUUAACUCUGUUGCCACCUUGGUUUUUGUCUCAUUUAUUUUGGUAAAAGAAGUUAUUAUGCUUGAUAAACUUUGAAUUAAAUACAAUUGUCUUAAGGGUAUGAUAAUAAGU